Messenger RNA from Oncorhynchus tshawytscha (Chinook salmon), 1684 nucleotides. RefSeq names its product heparan sulfate 6-O-sulfotransferase 2. The record is from RefSeq and is a predicted model, not a curated record. Gene Ontology annotation, molecular function: heparan sulfate 6-sulfotransferase activity. NCBI's taxonomy places the organism in Eukaryota, Metazoa, Chordata, Actinopteri, Salmoniformes, Salmonidae. Gene Ontology annotation, cellular component: membrane.
CCCCAGCCAACGCAGGGGAUUCUGGGAAGAAAGUUUAGGGAUCGGGAACAUGGUGAUGGAAGGGGGCUAUAAGCACCUAAUUCUUGGUGGGAAACACAAAAUCUGUAAUGCUUUCGUGACAUGCAAGCAGACUUCUGUGAGAGGUAAAUGUUAUCACGUCUGUAACAAUUAUUUCGUGAAACAUCAAAAGCCCUCUCUGUUUGUAUGCGAAUGUUGUGUGGUUAGCUUAGCCUGGCUACUUGUUCCGCUAGCCAGCCAUAGCUGGCCAUUGUUUUUGUUAAGUUAACGAAAUGAAAGCAAUAAAGCUAGAAAGCAGUGUUUGCCUCCAACCGAGGCAGGGCCCAGUGGGUCAGACUUGCUUGAGUAAUGUGGUUUAGUUUCUCUCGGGAAGAUGGAUGAAAGGUCCACCAACCACCACCGGCUCUUGAUUGCCCUGGUGAUAAUCUUGCUCUUUGGCGUUAUUGUGCUUCAGUACCUUUGUCCUAGCUCCGAUUGCCAACUGUUGCACCUAGGAUCAUUGGUCUCCAACUCCAAGCGAAUCGACAUUGGCCUCAGUGGACAGGACACAUACGUCGCCGAGGACUGUGCCCUAGCCCGUUUUGUUCCCCGCUUCAAUUUCCCCUCAGUCGACUCGUAGACUUCAAUAUCCAGGGAGAUUAUGUUAUUGUUUUUCUACACAUUCAUUAGACAGGGGGCACAACAUUUGGUCGACAUUUAGUGCGUAAUAUUAAACUCGAGAGGCCUUGUGAGUGUCAUGCUGGCCAAAAGAAAUGCACCUGUUACCGGCCAGGUAAAAGGGAAACGUGGCUUUUCUCUCGGUUCUCCACUGGCUGGAGCUGUGGUCUUCACGCGCGAGCCCCCCAAGAAGCCUACAGUUCCCAGCCGGAACUACUACUACAUCACCAUCCUGCGUGACCAGGUGUGGCGUAACCUGAGCGAGUGGCGGCACGUGCAGCGCGGUGCAGGGAGGCCUUCCAGGUGGCACGUGUGUGACGGGCGCACCCCCACGCUGGCCGAGCUGCCCAGCUACUACCCCAGGGAUGACUGGUCCGGCUGCUCCCUGCAGGAGUUCAUGGACUGCCCCUACAACCUGGCCAACAACCGGCAGGUCCGCAUGCUGGCAGACCUCAGCCUGGUGGGCUGCUACAAUGUCUCGGCCAUGAGCGAGGACGAGCGCUGGGCUGUGUUAUUAGAGAGCGCCAAGCGGAACCUGCGGGAUGGCCUGACAGAGUACCAGAGGGAAACCCAGUACCUGUUUGAGAGGAUCUUCUGCCAGGCGUUCAUCUGCCCCUUCACCCAGCUCAACGGCACGCGGGCGGCCAGCGUAGAGGUCGUGCCUGAGACGCAGCUCCAGGUCCGCCAUCUGAACCAAUGGGAUGAGGAGCUGUACGAGUAUGCCCGUGACCUGUUGCUCCAGCUCUUCCAGGUGGCCCGGCAGCAGGAGAGGAAACAGGCCAGGGAGAGAAGGCAGCAGAAGAGGAAACAGGCCAGGGAGAGAAGGCAGCAGAAGAGGAGACAGGCCAGGGAGAGAAGGCAGCAGAAGAGGAGACAGGCCAAAAGGAGGCAUCAGAAGAGGGGAGGUGGAGAGCCUGUAGAGGCUGAGGUGCAGCUGCCAGACUGGUGUGGUCUGGAGGAGAACAGCACCAUUGAGGACUACAUGGAUAAUGUGGAACAGUGGCAGUAG